CGUUGAGUGCCACAAGGAUCGGCGAAGUUACACUCGGGCCCUGGUCUGCCCAUGCCUAGAACCGUGGCCUUAAUUCAACUUCGGGCUUGCGUUGGGUGGACCGUUUUGCGCAGGGCUGGCGCGUGGUGUCACCUUGCUUCUGAAUUCAAUGAGACAGCCAAUCUUCAUAAAGCAUCAUUUGCAUUCUAGGUUGGGGCCUCUCAUUUUUGGCGUACACGCACACUUUCACCGAAGUCUCAUUCCUCCUAGCGUCACUCAAAUCCUCAGCUAACAAUGAAAACCCACCUGCCACGACUGAACGAGCUCCAGAAACUACUAGCAUCGGCAGAAAAGAAGCCACAAUCAGGUAUCAAACAAUAUGUCUCCCACACCACGGAAUCGUCUCCGCCCGACGACAGGAGACCGACCUUUCAGGCUGUCUUGGACGAGAGUAUGUUAACCGCUCAAAACGGUGGUGAGACACACGGGGCAUGGGAGGUCGACAGCGCGGUCACAAUCGAGCUUCAUGAGACCUUUAUCCCUCCCUCAUAGGCGGGGGUGUUAGAGUAGCCGUUGUUGUAUAACAGCAUCAAAAACUCCUUUCAGGUCUAGUAGUAGUAGGGAGGCUACCUUCUUUUGUCCGAAGGCCUUCUCUAUUUUAUGGACAAUACUUUGGACCAGAUCAAUUGCAGAGCGGCCAGGGAGCGCGCCAAAAUGACAGGGUGCUAGCAGCCAGCUUGGAUUGCCCGUAGGGCCGAACUUCUGACUAGGAAGCGUUCAAGGCCUUUGCUUAGGGUAGAAAGCAGGCUCAUCGGCUUCCACGUCUCGGAUACUGUACCAUCCGAUAGAUAAGCAUCCAUCGCUUCACAAUGACGCCAAGUAACGUGACCACGCGUUUGCGCACACC
Aspergillus vadensis CBS 113365 is the source of this 886-nucleotide messenger RNA. RefSeq lists its product as uncharacterized. The record is from RefSeq and is a predicted model, not a curated record. NCBI's taxonomy places the organism in Eukaryota, Fungi, Ascomycota, Eurotiomycetes, Eurotiales, Aspergillaceae. The transcript has a single exon. The coding region runs from base 274 to 531 and encodes 85 amino acids.